CAAAACGGAAGGAGGAAUUCUACCUUCAAACCCCCAUCAUCUUCUCCGCAAACCACACCGCGAUUUCACAGAAACUGCAGCAAUGGAGGAGACGACAUGGGAGCAGAAGCUGCAAGCCCUGACCCAUCUCCUCACCUCCCCAACCACGGCUCCCUCCCUCCACUCCCAGUUCCUCGUCUCCUCCCUCGUCCCCUGCUACCUCCGCUGCGACUACCCUCCCCUCCUCUGCCCCUCCCGAGCCCCCUCCGACGACCUCCUCCUCCUCCGGUGGAGCCUCUCCCUCUUCCUCCGGCGGCUCCCGAGGCUCGGCCUCCCGGAGACUUCGUGGCGGUGCAAGUGCCCCUACCAGCAGCCGCCGCCGCCGGUCCUGGCGGAGGGCGUGGGGGAGGCGCGGUGGGGGGACGCCGAGAGGCGGGAGUGCUUCAGGCGGCGGCUGCGGCGGAGGCGGCUCGGGAGCGAGGUGAACCCGCUCGUCCCGAUCCUGGUGCCGAACCUGCUCCUCUUCUCGCUCCUGCUGUGGGAUCCGUUUCCCGAAGCCCGAGAUCCGAGAACCAGAUCAUUCCCAAAUUGAUGAUUGAAUGUUUAAUCGUCCUUAAAACUACAGCUCCUUGAUUAACGCGGUUCCUAAAAUUUUGCUAAAUGCUCAAUAUAGUCCUAGACUAUACGAGA
Syzygium oleosum is the source of this 669-nucleotide messenger RNA. RefSeq lists its product as uncharacterized. Bases 83 to 571 code for a protein of 162 amino acids. The transcript has 2 exons. Lineage: Eukaryota; Viridiplantae; Streptophyta; Magnoliopsida; Myrtales; Myrtaceae. The record is from RefSeq and is a predicted model, not a curated record.